This is a messenger RNA of Closterium sp. Naga37s-1, 2505 nucleotides long. The record is from the annotation of a GenBank genome assembly. Lineage: Eukaryota; Viridiplantae; Streptophyta; Zygnematophyceae; Desmidiales; Closteriaceae.
AUGACUGUAGGCAAGGACGUGUCCAUGCUGUUCACAGAUGUUGUGAACUGCAUGCAGACUGAGAACCUGGAGCUGAAGAAGCUUGUCUAUCUGUACCUCAUUAACUAUGCCAAGAGCCAGCCGGAUCUUGCCAUCCUCGCCGUCAACACAUUUGUGAAGGACUCGCAAGAUCCGAAUCCGCUCAUUCGGGCCUUGGCGGUGCGAACAAUGGGUUGCAUUAGGGUUGAUCGUAUCACGGAGUACCUGUGUGACCCACUGCAGCGAUGCCUGAAGGACGACGACCCGUACGUUCGGAAGACCGCAGCAAUCUGUGUGGCCAAGCUCCACGACAUCAACGCAGAGCUGGUCGAGGAUCGUGGUUUUCUAGACAUUCUGCGGGAUAUGAUCUCUGACAGCAAUCCCAUGGUAGUGGCCAACGCAGUUGCCGCUCUGUCCGAAAUUCAAGAAGGCAGCAGCAAGCCUGUCUUCGACAUCACGCCUAAUACAGUCUUCAAACUGCUUGCUGCACUGAACGAGUGUACCGAGUGGGGACAGGUUUUCAUCUUGGAUUCACUUUCCAAAUACAAAGCACGUGAUGCUCGUGAAGCCGAGGGGAUUGUGGAACGCGUUACUCCUCGCUUGCAGCAUGCGAACUCAGCCGUUGUCCUUUCUGCUGUUAAGGUCAUUUUGUUGCAAAUGGAGCUUAUCACAAGCACUGACUUGAUACGGAACCUUAGCAAGAAGAUGGCACCUCCGAUGGUCACGCUUCUUUCGUCAGAGCCUGAGAUUCAGUAUGUGGCUCUGCGAAACAUCAACCUCGUCGUGCAAAAGCGGCCAUCGAUUCUUGCACAUGAAAUCAAGGUUUUCUUUUGCAAGUAUAAUGACCCUAUUUACGUGAAGAUGGAGAAGCUUGAGAUCAUGAUUCGCCUCGCAUCUGAAAGAAACAUUGAUCAGGUGCUGCUCGAGUUCAAGGAGUAUGCAACUGAGGUGGAUGUGGACUUCGUUAGGAAAGCUGUUCGUGCUAUCGGCCGGUGUGCCAUCAAGCUUGAGAAGGCUGCAGAGCGAUGCAUCAAUGUCCUCUUGGACCUUAUCAAGAUCAAGGUCAAUUACGUCGUCCAAGAGGCGAUUGUUGUGAUCAAGGACAUUUUCCGCAGAUAUCCGAACACGUAUGAAUCCAUUAUCGCAACACUCUGUGAAAGCUUAGACAACCUGGAUGAACCAGAGGCGAAGGCGUCGAUGAUAUGGAUCAUUGGAGAGUAUGCUGAGCGUAUUGACAAUGCCGAUGAACUUUUGGAAGGUUUCUUGGAAACCUUUUUGGAGGAGCCCUCACAGGUUCAGCUGCAAUUGUUGACAGCAGCAGUAAAGCUCUUCUUGAAGAAGCCAACAGAGGGGCCACAACAGAUGAUUCAGGAAAGUCGGUUCCAGUCUUGGCUUCUCUCGACCGACCCUGAAGCAGCAAAAGACAUCGUCCUUGCAGAGAAGCCAACUAUCAGUGACGAGGUUUCCGGGCUAGACCCAGAUUUGCUGGCUGAACUCCUUCGAAACAUUGCAACCUUGUCGUCUGUCUAUCAGAAGCCUCCUUCAGCCUUUGUCUCUCGUCUCCGCUCUGCUGUGCCAGCAUCAGCAACUGAGCCGUCUGAAGAGUAUGAAGAGUCAUCUGCUCCUGUUUCAGGAGGAGCUCCUCCUUCAGCUGCACCACCAGCUGCUCCUGCUCCAUCCCCUGCUCCUGCUGCUCCUGCUCCUGCAGCUGCUUCUGCCCCACCUGACCUUCUUGGUGACCUUAUGGGUCUGGAUGCUGCCAUAGUUCCUGUGCCUGAGGCGCCUUCUGGACCUUCUCUUCCAGUUCUUCUAGCAGCGUCAGCUGGGCAAGGGCUGCAGAUCAAUGGUCAACUGGAGCGCAAGGAUGGCCAGGUGGUUUACCGUGUCAAGCUUGACAACAACUCCAGCACAGCUUUGGAUGGCUUUAUGAUGCAGCUGAAUAAAAACUCCUUUGGCAUAUCUGCUCCAGCUGGCGUUUUACCUGUGCCACCUCUGCAACCAGGUGCAUCAGCAACAGCUGACCUGCCAUUGACCCUCUUUCAAAACGCGUCUCCUCCUCCUCCAUCGUCAGUCCUCCAAGUUGCGGUGAAGAACAAUCAGCAGCCAGUUUGGUAUUUCACUGACAAAAUCAGGGUGCAGGCAUUCUUUACUGAAGAAGGGCGCAUGGAACGUGGAGUGUUCCUUGAGACAUGGAAGGCGCUUCCGGAUUCCAACGAGGUAUCCCGUGAUUUGGGCAUAACAAUCGGGAACAUUGACUCUGUCUCAGAAAAGCUGGCCUCCAACAACGUCUUCUUUGUGGCGAAGCGACACCUCAAGGACACCAACCAACACAUCCUUUACCUUUCGGCAAAGCUGGCCCCGUCCAUCCCCAUUCUUCUGGAGAUCACGUUCUUGCUCGGUGUUGCUGGCACGAAGUGUGCCAUCAAGACACCAAGUCCUGAGUGGGCACCUCUUGUCUUCGAGGCAGUUGAGAACAUUCUCCAGUAA